This is a messenger RNA of Nilaparvata lugens (brown planthopper), 1418 nucleotides long. RefSeq names its product coatomer subunit zeta-1-like. The record is from RefSeq and is a predicted model, not a curated record. Gene Ontology annotation, cellular component: COPI vesicle coat. NCBI's taxonomy places the organism in Eukaryota, Metazoa, Arthropoda, Insecta, Hemiptera, Delphacidae. Gene Ontology annotation, biological process: retrograde vesicle-mediated transport, Golgi to endoplasmic reticulum; intracellular protein transport; intra-Golgi vesicle-mediated transport. The transcript is spliced from 2 exons. The coding region runs from base 191 to 727 and encodes 178 amino acids.
CAACACAACAGCUGUCAUAAUUCCACGUAUUUGAAGUUAAUGUAUUUUACUAAUUUACCUACAAAUUACCAAUUUACCUUCAAAUAUUUGAAUCUUGUGAAGCUCUAAAUCUGUAGAGAAACAUCUAUUCUCUAUCUGGAGACAUUGCGUUUGCAAUUUACAUCUGAAAUCAGAGAAUAACCUACUCAAAAUGGAAGGGUCACUCCUGGAACCUACUCUUUACACCGUGAAAGGCAUGCUAAUCUUGGACAAUGAUGGACACCGCAUUUUGGCAAAGUACUACGAUCCGGCAAUCUUUCCCACCGCAAAAGAGCAGAAAACAUUUGAGAAGAACCUGUUCAACAAAACUCAUCGAGCAAACGCUGAAAUCAUCAUGCUUGACGGUUUGACCUGUGUUUACAGGUCCAACGUAGAUUUGUUUUUCUAUGUUAUGGGAAGUUGUCACGAAAACGAGCUAAUUCUCAUGAGUGUUCUCCAGUGUCUCUACGAAUCUAUCAGUCAGAUUCUGCGCAAAAACGUGGAGAAACGGGUUGUCAUGGAAAAUCUUGACAUAGUAAUGCUAGCUAUGGACGAGAUUUGUGACGGAGGGAUAAUUCUGGAGGCCGAUUCACAGUCAGUCGUUCAACGGGUCGCACUGAGAACGGACGAUAUCCCUCUAGGAGAGCAAACCGUCGCUCAGGUCUUCCAGUCCGCGAAGGAACAAUUGAAGUGGUCGCUGCUUAAAUGAGAAACAAUGGAGACCUUGAGUCUCUUUAAUAUUUUCGAUGACACACCGUCAUAAACUGUGAAAUAAGUGAGUGUAGUAUUCAAAAAGUAUCUAAAGACAGAUUUAAUAGAGAGGUUAACAUUGAUUGAGUUUCUUAUGUGCCCUGAUUCAAUACAUGGUGAGGUUUAUAAUGAAUAUAUUCAAAUGUGUAUCUGGCUGAUUCAAUAGUGGGGUUCACAAUAAUUGUGCUAUAUUCAAAUGUAGUUCACAAAUUGUAAAAGCGAUUGUUGUAUUCAAAAGUAUCUGACCGAUUCAAUAGUGAGAUUUACAAUGAAUAUAUUCAAAUGUGUAUCUGACUGAUUCAAUAGUGAUGUUUAAAAUGGAUAGGGUAUAUUCCAAUGUAGUUCACAAAUUGUAAAAGCAUGUGCAUUAUUCAAAAGUUCAGACCUAUUCAGUAGUCAGAUUUACAAUGAAUAUAUUCAAAUGUGUAUCUGACUGAUUCAAUAGUGAUGUUUAAAAUGGAUAGGGUAUAUUCUAAUGUAGUUCACAAAUUGUAAAAGCAUGCGUAUUAUUCAAAAGUUCAGACCUAUUCAGUAGUCAGAUUUACAAUGAAUAUAUUCAAAUGUGUAUCUGACUGAUUCAAUAGUGAUGUUUAAAAUGGAUAGGGUAUAUUCCAAUGUAGUUCACAAAUUGUAAAAGCGAGUGUAUUAUU